AUGUCUUAUAACACCUUUACAAAGUUUCUUCUCAAAGAUGCAUUGUCUUGUCUGGGUGCCAUAAUAAAAUUCCUAGAUCUAAACGCUUUUGACACGAAUCGUCAUGUAUUCACAUUAGAAACUUUUAGUCUUGAAAAUCAUGUACGCCUAGAUAGUGCUGCCAGUCGGGCAUUGCACUUAUUACCUGGUCCAGAUGAUAAAAACAAGUUUCACAGUGUUUAUGGCGCAUUGAACAAUUGUCGAACAGCUCAAGGCCAGCGUCUUCUAGCUCAAUGGCUUCGACAACCUUUAAUAGAUAAGUCAAAAAUUGAAGAACGUUUGGACUUAGUUGAAUCGUUUGUUGAAGAAACUGCGAUACGUCGAGGAUUGCAUGAAGGUUUCUUACGUCGCAUCCCUGAUUUACAACGUCUAGGACUGUUAUUGAUUAUUUUACAAAGAGAAUGUUAUCAACACUUACAACACCAUUAUUGUUACUAA
This is a messenger RNA of Schistosoma mattheei, 477 nucleotides long. NCBI's taxonomy places the organism in Eukaryota, Metazoa, Platyhelminthes, Trematoda, Strigeidida, Schistosomatidae. The record is from the annotation of a GenBank genome assembly.